This is a messenger RNA of Balaenoptera musculus (blue whale), 3252 nucleotides long. RefSeq names its product GATA binding protein 2 (gene GATA2). The coding region runs from base 977 to 2419 and encodes 480 amino acids. The transcript has 6 exons. The record is from RefSeq and is a predicted model, not a curated record. Gene Ontology annotation, biological process: positive regulation of angiogenesis; cell fate commitment; positive regulation of transcription by RNA polymerase II. NCBI's taxonomy places the organism in Eukaryota, Metazoa, Chordata, Mammalia, Artiodactyla, Balaenopteridae. Gene Ontology annotation, molecular function: zinc ion binding; DNA-binding transcription factor activity, RNA polymerase II-specific; RNA polymerase II cis-regulatory region sequence-specific DNA binding. Gene Ontology annotation, cellular component: nucleus.
CGCCCGCCGCAUCUCGCUCGGUAAGUCGCCCCUUCUCUGCCUGGCCAGGGCCCUUCCAGCCCCCAGGCUCGGCCCAGCUGGCACCCUAAUCGCGCGGUCCGCCUGGCCCAGUGGCCCCUGACAUGUGGCCUUCGGGGCUCGCCCUGGCUAUACCAGCGCCUGGAACCCCAGGUCAUAGGGGCCUAAACCUGAGGGAGCGUUUGGAGAGUUGUGGACAGCAGGCCCGCCUGGGGCCUGCUGCCUUCCCAUUUCUCGGACGGAGCCAUAGGCCUCGAGGCCCGGUUAUUCCGAGAGACGCAAAGCCCCGCCCCGCCCAGCCCCAGUGCUGGGCCCUUUGUCUGGGCCGCCCCCCACCUCCGGGCUGCGGCGGCGAUGCGCCCGAGCCGGGCCGCCGUUCGCCGGCUGCACCUGCCGGCUGGUCCCGUGCGCCGGCUUUGCGCGGCUUAACCCGGCGCGCUCCUGCGUGCGCCCCCGGGCGCCGCGCCCCGCGGCCCUUUAUCCUGUGUGGCUGGGGUGCGGGUGGGGGAGAGCACGGGGUCUGGAAGUCUCCCCCCUGCCCCGAGCCGGAGUCGGAAUCCUUUUAGUGGGAUUUCAAUAAGAAUGGGGCCGCCGCGGUCUCGGGAUCUGCCUCCGGGAGGCGGGAGGCGUAGACGGCGGCGGUCUGGUCUGUCUGGACCCAGGGCAAUUAGAAUCCUUCGGCGGAGGCCAGGCUUGAACUCCAGGUUGCCUCGGCCGCGAGGGGAAAGCUCUGGCGUUCAGGGCCCCCGGAUGUGGCGGCCGCUCCUUUCCCGGAAAACACGGAAGGAAAUUCGUUGUUUUGGAAAAAGCCACGUCUCCCGGGGUCGGGAACAUCUGGCAGUGAGCUCUGGGUCUACGCAGGCACCUCGCGCUGGGAUUCCUUCAUGAGCAGGCAGGAUUCGAGAAGCAGGGACGCCGCCACCGCCUCCGCCCAGGUCCCGGGCCUCCGCCGCCGGCCAUGGAGGCGGCUCCGGAACAGCCGCGCUGGAUGGCGCACCCCGCCGUGCUGAACGCUCAGCACCCAGACCCGCACCACCCGGGCCUGGCGCACAGCUACAUGGAGCCCGCGCAGCUGCUGCCUCCCGACGAGGUGGACGUCUUCUUCAACCACCUCGACUCGCAGGGCAACCCGUACUACGCCAACCCGGCCCACGCGCGGGCGCGCGUCUCCUACAGCCCCGCGCAUGCCCGGCUGACCGGAGGCCAGAUGUGCCGCCCACACUUGUUGCACAGCCCGGGGCUGCCCUGGCUGGACGGGGGCAAAGCAGCCCUCUCCGCGGCUGCAGCACAUCACCACAACCCCUGGACCGUGAGCCCCUUCUCCAAGACGCCGCUGCACCCCGCGGCUGCCGGAGGCCCCGGAGGCCCCCUCUCUGUGUACCCAGGGGCAGGGGGUGGGAGCGGGGGAGGCGCUGGCAGCUCUGUGGCCUCCCUCCCCCCGACUGCAGCCCACUCGGGCUCCCACCUCUUCGGCUUCCCACCCACGCCACCCAAAGAAGUGUCUCCCGACCCCAGCACCACUGGGGCUGCCUCCCCAGCCUCCUCCUCCGCAGGGGGGGGUGCGGCCCGGGGCGAGGACAAGGACGGCGUCAAAUACCAGGUGUCACUGACGGAGAGCAUGAAGAUGGAAAGUGGCAGUCCCCUGCGCCCAGGCCUGGCUGCCAUGGGUACCCAGCCUGCCACGCACCACCCAAUCCCGACCUACCCCUCCUAUGUGCCGGCCACCGCCCACGACUACAGCAGCGGGCUCUUCCACCCUGGAGGCUUCCUGGGUGGCCCAGCCUCCAGCUUCACCCCUAAGCAGCGGAGCAAGGCACGCUCGUGCUCAGAAGGCCGGGAGUGUGUCAACUGCGGGGCCACGGCUACCCCUCUCUGGCGGCGGGACGGCACCGGGCACUACCUGUGCAACGCCUGCGGCCUCUACCACAAGAUGAACGGGCAGAACCGGCCGCUGAUCAAGCCCAAGCGGAGAUUGUCGGCCGCCAGGAGAGCGGGCACCUGUUGUGCAAAUUGUCAGACGACAACCACCACCUUAUGGCGCCGAAACGCCAACGGGGACCCUGUCUGCAACGCCUGUGGCCUCUACUACAAGCUGCACAAUGUGAACAGGCCGCUGACCAUGAAGAAGGAAGGCAUCCAGACUCGGAACCGGAAGAUGUCCAACAAGUCCAAGAAGAACAAGAAGGGGACCGAGUGCUUUGAGGAGCUGUCCAAGUGCAUGCAGGAGAAGGCGUCCCCCUUCAGCGCGGCUGCCCUGGCCGGACACAUGGCGCCUGUGGGCCACCUCCCGCCCUUCAGCCACUCGGGACACAUCUUGCCCACCCCAACGCCCAUCCACCCCUCCUCCAGCCUGUCCUUCGGCCACCCCCACCCAUCCAGCAUGGUGACCGCCAUGGGCUAGGGACCGCCCCCCACGGACCGACAGACAGAUGCCGAGGAAGGCGCUCCCGGGACGGGGGGCGGGGACCAGACCCUCAGCUGCCCGUCCCUCCCCGGAGACUGAUGCUGCCCUGCCAGCCCAGCCGGAGCCCCACGCUGCCUCACCUGUGGGCCCGUCGGCCGUCACUGUGAAGAUCUUCCCUGGGCUGGGAGGCUGUCUCGGCCUCCCAGGUGGGGCCUCCGCCACGGAUAACUGUUUGGCGAGCGGAAAGGACGACUUUAUGAAGACUGGGGGCAAGGGACACACGAAGGAAACCGCGUCGUAGAAGGAAAAGGGAGUAGGCAAAAGUAAUUUAUUUUGCUCGUUUCUCACCAGGACUGGGAGACUUGGGCGGUCUGAGCUGCCCCAAGUUCGCGGGGCUUCCUCGGCGCCAAGUGCCACUUGACCGUUCCCCGUGCCCGGCUCCGGGGGCAGGUCUUCGGGGACCUCGGCCCGCACCCUCUCCACUGGCUCCCUCUCUGAAAGCGCUGAACCCAGGCUGGGCUGAGCCAAUCCAGAGGGGCCGCGGCCGGGCGCCGAGGGCAGAGACAAUCACGGGCGGUCCCGCGCAGAUUCCCAGGCCGGGGCUGGGUCACAGGAAGGAAACGUUUUCUUGAGAGGGGAAGCGUCUCUCCGAUGGCUCCCCUGGCUCUGAGGCUGAGGCUGGGGUGACCCGUGCGCCCUAGACGGGUCUGAGCUACAGCCGCCUCCUCCGCCCGGCGGACCCCUGUACAUACGUCCUCCUGCUAACCCCUAAACCCCUCCUCUCCAACUCCUAGACAAAAGAAGAAAAUGUUAAAAAAAAAAAAAAAAAA